Molecule: messenger RNA, 966 nt
Organism: Mollisia scopiformis
Lineage: Eukaryota; Fungi; Ascomycota; Leotiomycetes; Helotiales; Mollisiaceae
Exons: 2
Coding region: 1-966 (321 amino acids)
Source: RefSeq, a predicted model, not a curated record
AUGGGAACACCAACAAGUCCAUCCCCAGCUUACCAACAGUCCCCACCACCACAAUUCUCAGCAGAAUUGCCAUCCACAUGGGAGGGAGGAGGCAAUACAAAUGCCCCUCCAAACACACAAUUUCGACAUGAGCUCCCCGAACAGAAACCUCAAGCACCUUACAUUCCACCAUGGGGUCCCUUCUCCAUAGUAACGGAAAACGACUCUCUCUCCUCCAACUUCCCCUACAAUUCCCGCCUUCGCGACCUACGAGUAACUCCCGACCAAUGGCUCCAAUUCACCACCGAGGUCAUCAACGCCGCCAAACUGACAUUCGCCGAAGACGCAGCAGCGUGGACAACCGGCGUCACGACCGGGACGCUCACGUCGCCCUUCCUCCUCGUUUUCGCCCCCGUAGUAGGGUACUACGCCGGUAAAUCCGUGCACAAGAAAGCCGUCGCCAAGAAAGUGAAGGAGAAGUUAGCUGUAGAAGGACCUUUGAGAGCAACAUUGCGACAAUGGAACGAGGGCGUCUUCCUGGAGCGCGGCAUCCAACUCUGGCUCGAACCGCCCAAGACGAACGGCGAGGUAAUCGUCGACGCACCACAAGACGCCACACCGGAACAAAUCGCCAAGAUAGCAAAGAAGCAGGUAAAGCGAUUCAGGUUCAUCUGUACGCCGUAUGACCCGAGGAAUAAACCGCUGGGAACGAAUUAUAGCCCCACGUCGCCGCUGCAGAGUCAGAAUAGUUGGAGUGCGGGUCAGAGCACGCCGAGCCAGAGUCCUGUGUCACCAGAGGGCAGGAUGUUUGUUAAUGCGGAUGGGAAAUGGAAUGGGCACACGCCGCCAGCGGGGCCGGUUGAGGUUUCGGCUGUGAGGCCGGUGGCUGAACUUCAUGAUGAGGAGAAGAAACUUCAUGAUCCGAUUGGCUCGGAGAGGUUUGAGAUGGAUGGGAGUAGUCCGCAGCUUGCUAAGGAGAAAUCGUGA